Messenger RNA from Plectropomus leopardus (leopard coralgrouper), 4002 nucleotides. The record is from RefSeq and is a predicted model, not a curated record. NCBI's taxonomy places the organism in Eukaryota, Metazoa, Chordata, Actinopteri, Perciformes, Serranidae.
AGUCGGACGCCGACAGUGGCCAGGAUCUCAUUUCGCAAUGCCGGUGCCAGAGCAGCCUGCGGAGCAGGAGAAGGGGGCCAUGGUUGCCCCUGUGAUGCCAGCCUCCAAUGGAGACAGAUCUGAGACGGAGACGACCUCCUCCAUCCUCGCCUCUGUCAAAGAACAGGAGCUCCAGUUUGAACGCCUGACCAGGGAACUUGAGGCUGAGCGUCAGAUUGUCGCCACCCAGCUGGAGAGAUGCAAGCUGGGAUCAGAGGCAGGCAGCAUGAGCAGCAUUAGUUCAACGGAUGAACAGUUUCGCUGGAAUGCUCAAGCGGAUGGACAAAAAGAUAUCGAGGACGAGCUGACCACUGGUUUAGAGUUGGUGGAUUCCUGCAUUCGCUCCCUCCAGGAAUCAGGAAUACUUGACAGUGGAGAACGACCGGCUCUUCUUUCCCAGAGUUCCUUGCAGCUCAACUCCACCCCGGAGGCUUCGCUCCAGUACUCUGCCAGCUACCAUAGCAACCAGACCCUCGCCCUUAGCGACAGCAUCUCCGCAGCAACUCCUCAGCGCAGCGGGCAGGUUGGAGGAGCCGUGCACAGCUACAACCAGGUGACAUCUAGUCGCGCAGCCCAGCAGCAACAAUCACAAACUGGGGCAGGGUCAGGUAUCUACUACUCCAGCUCUACCUUACCCACCCAGCGUGUCAGCUCCCCUUUGUCUGGAGGCGGAGGCUCGGGAUCUGGUUCCCCAGGUAAACUGCAACGUCUGGGAUCAGCUUCCGACACGCCGGGAUACUCCACCACUCAGCGCCUGCCAUCCUCCUCCUCUUCCCCCAGCAAACAGUCUCCUACUAAUCGACUGGCCAAGUCAUACAGCACCACAGUUGCUGUGACAACAGCAGGAGGGGGCGGGUCUCCCCUAAGGGUCGCAUCUCCACCCAACUCUACAGCAGCAGGGGGAGGGGCCAGCUCAUCAUCGUCCCCUCUUCACCAGAUGAGUUCAGGCAUAGGGAGCUAUGCCACUCUGUCUCCCAAACGACUGGCAGCACACCACGCUUCAGACCAGUACAAGAUCUCCCACGAGCUCUACGCUACUGCUACACUUCAGAGGCCUGGCAGUCUGGCAGGCUCUCGCGGCUCCUACAGUAGUCAGCACAGUCAGGAGCCCCUUCGGCCCUUGGGGUCCCCAGAGCACCACAUAGAUCCCAUCUAUGAAGAGCGUGUCUACCACAACAAGGGGCCCAUGAGGAGCCUUAGCCAGAGCCAGGGGCCAGAAACAGGCCCCUAUCGCAACAACACCGCUCCCUCCUCCCCUGGUGUCGACUCCGCCCCUUUGCAGCGCACAGGAAGUCAUGGCACGGGGACAGGAAACUAUAGCCGUGGCGGAAACAACAACUAUGCCACAGUGGGACCAGGCUACACCUCAAGCGGAGGUGGCGGAGACGUGUAUGGCUCAGACCCCUAUGUGGCGGACCCCUACCGCACCCUGCAGUACUGCCCCUCGGUGGUGGAAUCACCCUACAGCAAGUCUGGACCAGCCCUGCCGCCCGAAGGCAGCCUGCAGCGCUCACCUUCCAUCGACUCGAUUCAGAAAGACCCCAGAGAGUUUGGGUGGAGAGAUCCGGAGCUGCCAGAGGUGAUCCAGAUGUUACAGCACCAGUUCCCAUCGGUGCAGUCCAAUGCUGCAGCCUACCUUCAGCAUCUCUGCUUCGGAGACAACAAGAUCAAAGCCGAGAUCCGCAGACAGGGAGGCAUCCAGCUGCUGGUCGACCUUCUGGACCACAGGAUGAGUGAGGUUCACCGCAGCGCCUGCGGAGCCCUAAGGAACCUGGUGUACGGCAAGGCCAACGAUGAGAACAAAGUGGCCCUGAAGAACUGCGGGGGGAUUCCUGCCUUGGUCCGCCUGCUGAGGAAGACUGGAGAUGUGGAAAUCAGAGAGCUGGUCACAGGCGUGCUAUGGAACCUGUCGUCGUGUGAUGCUCUGAAGAUGCCAAUCAUCCAGGACGCCCUGGCCGUAUUGACCAAUAGCGUCAUCAUACCCCACUCGAACUGGGACUCCUCCCCCAAUCACCAUGACGACCGCAAGCUCCAUCUUCAUACCUCGCAGGUGCUGCGCAAUGCUACAGGCUGCCUCAGGAAUGUAAGCUCCGCAGGUGAGGAGGCAAGACGAAGGAUGAGGGAGUGUGACGGCCUGACAGAUGCUCUGCUCUACGUCAUCCAGACCUCUCUGGGUAGUGGCGAGAUUGACAGCAAGACUGUUGAGAACUGUGUUUGCAUCCUGAGAAACCUGUCAUACCGCUUGGCUGCCGAGACCUCACACGGCCAGCAGGGGGGGCUGGAGGAGCUGGAUGGCCUGCUUUGUGAUGCUAACGGCCGUGACGGAGAGAGCUCUGGCUGCUGGGGCAAGAAGAAGAAGAAAAAGAAGGGAGCCGAUCAGUGGGAUGGCGUGGGUCCCUUUCCGGACACGGCGGAGCCCCCUAAAGGGGUUCAGAUGUUGUGGCACCCCACCAUCGUCAAGCCCUACCUCACCCUGCUGUCUGAAUGCUCCAAUCCUGACACCCUGGAGGGAGCAGCUGGGGCUCUGCAGAACCUUGCCGCAGGCAGCUGGAAGUGGUCGGUGUACAUUCGGGCUGCUGUGCGCAAGGAGAAAGGCCUUCCCAUCCUGGUGGAGUUACUGAGGAUAGACAAUGACAAGGUGGUGUGUGCCGUUGCCACCGCUCUCAGAAAUAUGGCACUGGACAUCAGGAACAAGGAGCUCAUUGGUAAAUAUGCCAUGAGAGAUUUGAUCCAUCGGUUACCAGGCAGUAGCAGCAGCAGCAACAACAACGCAACCAGCAGUGGGACCUCCGGGACCACAGGCCCUCCCAGCAAGGCCAUGUCAGAUGAUACGGUAACUGCCAUCUGCUGCGCACUGCACGAGGUCAUCACCAAGAACAUGGAGAACGCCAAAGCCCUGCGUGAUGCUGGUGGCAUAGAAAAACUCAUCGGCAUUGCCCGCAGCAAAGGAGACAAACACUCAGCAAAGGUGGUAAAGGCAGCCUCUCAGGUCCUCAGCAGUAUGUGGCAGUACAGAGACCUGCGCUCUCUCUACAAGAAGGAUGGUUACUCCCAGUAUCACUUUGUGGGCUCUGCCUCGACGAUAGAGAGAGACAGACAGAGGCCCUACUCCUCCUCACGAACUCCCUCCGUCUCCCCUGUCAGGACGUCCCCGAAUAACCGCUCUGCGAGCGCUCCAGCCUCCCCCAGAGAGAUGAUGAGUCUGAAGGAACGCAAGAUGGACUACGAUUCCACGGCAACCAACGCUGGUUUCCAUAGCAACAAAGGAGAGCACACAUCCCGGAAAGACGGCAUGGCAGUCCAAGUAUCCUGUGGGACAUCCACGUUGUUCCGAAACUCUUACCUGACUGCCAGCGAUGACAUAAAGCAAAACCAGGCUCCGGCCCAGCCCUGCGUUGUACCUCCCCAGCCCCAGCAGGACAGCCCGUCAGCAGCUGUGCUAAAAGACUACGACCCCUACCCUCCCCCUCCCUCCUUCCCCCAGCCUCAGCCGCCGCAGCCUCCACCUCACAGCCAGAGCCGGAGCUUCAACGAAGUCUACUAUGAGGACCAGGGACCUCCGCCUCCUCCGCCGUCCCAGCCACAGCCGCAGGUCCAGCCGCAGGCCCAGCCUCAGGCCCAACCCCAGCAGCCUCCCAGCUCCACCGGACCACCCCGAGACCCGCGGGAAGACCUGCGCAUGCAUCUGGGCCUCAAAUCUACCGGGAACUACGUAGACUUCUACUCGGCCUCUCGGCCAUACAGCGAACUGAACUACGAGACCAGCCACUACCCGGCCUCGCCUGACUCCUGGGUCUAGUUAGACUAUGAUGAUGGGGGGGCGGCGAGGGAGAGUCUGAGUGUGCGUGUGUGAAAGGGAUUUUUUUUGCAAGCGAUCAACAGCAGAUUAACACAAGGUGACAGCAAGUGGCAUGUUGAAACGGGAUCUUGUAGCCAGUGGCAGGAAAUUUGUGUUCUCUAAAA